Anisakis simplex (herring worm) is the source of this 933-nucleotide messenger RNA. The record is from the annotation of a GenBank genome assembly. Lineage: Eukaryota; Metazoa; Nematoda; Chromadorea; Rhabditida; Anisakidae.
GUAAGUAAGCGUUCUACGAGCACAGAAAUGCUUACGAGGCGUUGCAUCGAGCCGGGCUACAAUUGUUCUCGGAUCAUGAAACAAUUUCUCAGGGUCAGGAUGAGUACCGCCGGACAACCGGAACCGACAGCAGCUGAACUAGACACAGUUGCAAGUAAUCUUCGAGUAGUACUAGAUCGACUCGACGUAAUUGCUGAAAAGGCGCAGAGUACCGACAAAUGGCGCAAUCGGAAACCGGUUCUAGUUGCUGUGUCGAAAUUGAAGCAUCCUCAACUUAUUAGGCGAUGCUAUGAUGAAGGCCAUCGGAAGUUCGGCGAGAACUACAUUCAAGAAUUGGCCGAGAAGGCGGUGAUACUGAAGGAUGAAUGUCCGGAAAUUGAGUGGCACUUCAUAGGUCAGAUUCAGUCGAAUAAGGUUCGUGAUCAGAGUCUUUCUGAUUUCUAUUUGAUUACUUUGAAGAUGCCAAUUGAAUUUGAGAUUGCUAAAUUGGCAUCGGUGCCAAAUCUCCACUACGUUGAAACACUAAGUAGCGAAAAGCAUUGUGCUCUUCUGAACAAAGAAAUGUCGAGACACGGUCGUUGCUUGAAUGUUUAUGUACAGGCGAACACCAGUGAUGAGCCUCAAAAAGGUGGCGCCACUCCAGAUGCGGCUGUGGAGUUGGCGAAAUUCGUGCAGUCGGAGUGUUCAUCGUUAAAAUUAGCAGGGUUUAUGACGAUUGGUUCGUAUGAACAUAGUUCAUCGGAACUGCCGAACACUGAUUUUGAUGUGCUGUUUGACAUUCGAAAGAGAUUUUGUGAACGCACCGGCUCGUCUGAAGGUGAUUUCGACUUAUCAAUGGGAAUGUCUCAUGAUUUUGAAACGGCUGUUCUUCAGGGGAGCACAUCGGUUCGGGUUGGUAGUACAAUAUUCGGACCGAGACUGAAGAAAAACUGA